Molecule: messenger RNA, 555 nt
Organism: Nematocida major
Lineage: Eukaryota; Fungi; Microsporidia
Product: release factor glutamine methyltransferase
Exons: 1
Coding region: 1-555 (184 amino acids)
Biological process (GO): methylation
Cellular component (GO): eRF1 methyltransferase complex
Molecular function (GO): S-adenosylmethionine-dependent methyltransferase activity; protein methyltransferase activity; nucleic acid binding
Source: RefSeq, a predicted model, not a curated record
AUGUUUUACCCACCAAGCGAGGAUACGUAUCUUAUGGAAGACGCCCUUAGAGAAAGACCCGAGACAGGCGUCAAGUGCAUUGUAGAGGUGGGCUCGGGCUCUGGGUACAUAAGCAAUGUUCUCAGCAUGCUCUACCCAAGCGCGCACGUUAUAAGCACCGACAUAAACCCGCAUGCAACAGAGGAAACGCGCAGGGCGUGCUGCGCCAUCAAUGCAACGGCCGUUCGGGCUUCGAUGGUAGAAGGCAUCAAAAAGAAGAUAGACAUGGCGGUGUUCAACCCGCCGUACCUGCCAAGCGAGCAGAAGUAUCUGCACGGAGACUGGAUAGACAGGUCCUGGGCAGGAGGCGCAGACGGGAUGGAGAUAACAGACAAGUUUUUUGCGGAAACCAGCCACAUUCCAGUAAGAUACGUUGUUCUGUGCCAGUACAACAACCCGCGCAACGUAGAGGCCCGGCUUAUGCGGGAAGGAUACUCGGUGCAGACAAUUAAGCAGAAAAAAGUUCUGAACGAAAGGCUGCUUGUUAUACGGAUAGAAAAAGCCCCGGAGCCUUAG